AUGACGAUUCGGAAUGUGAGUCGCCGUCGUCUAAUUAUGGCGGAACAGGUUCCGGAUAUGAAAGCUUUUACAGCAAGCAAGGGAGCAGCCCACCGCAUGCUGCAAGCCAAAAUACGUAUCAUCCCAGCUCACGAAAGAAUACUGCUUGUAGCAAGCCAGCAUAACAGGUCCAGAGAAAUCGACAACGGCGAAACAAAGUGUCGAGUUGCAAAUACCGUUUGGAUCGUGAUGGCGAAUGUUGACCAAAACCACAAACGCCUUGAUGAUAAGUCUUCAAUAGACGAUGCGGACUUGGAAGAAAUUGACAGGUGCGUCUAUCUCGAACAGGAAGUGAACAUGCAACGUAUUCUUCAUCCGACGAUUGCACGUCGAAGGACUGCCAGUUGGCACAAAUCCCACAUAAUCGCCGUUGUCCUCAGAGUGUUGGACCAGAAGGGCCGUGCUCAUCUCUUCAAUACUGCUGUGUUGAAGACAGUGAUGCACGGAUGCAUCACUGAUGUACGAAAGCUAAUGAGCGAGUAUUGGCCUUGA
Molecule: messenger RNA, 531 nt
Organism: Gongylonema pulchrum
Lineage: Eukaryota; Metazoa; Nematoda; Chromadorea; Rhabditida; Gongylonematidae
Source: the annotation of a GenBank genome assembly